AGGGCGCGGGGAAGCCGAGCGGAGUGCGGCGCUUGCGGGCGUGGGCGGCGAGGCUGGCGCGGAGGAAGGGGGAGCUGGGGCAGGGCUACAGGGCGCCGAGCUAUUGCUGGGAGCAUUGGGGACGUGGGCCAGGCUGGGCGGAGAGGCAGGGCACAGGCCGGGUCAUUUCUGGGUAUUGGGGCUGUUUUGCUCUCAUACAUCAGAGGGAAGCUGCUCCUGUGGUUCUAGUGUCUCGGGAAUUAAUUUCACUUCCCCAGUGUGACUUACUUCUGCAAACUCAGUCCUAGCCCGCUGCCCUAGGGCCGCCUGUACGCAGGAGCCCAGGGAAUAGUGGAGUGGAUGAAAGCUGCUAAAUCAUCUCCAGUUGGAGUCCCCAGCGUGUUCUCGCUUCACUAUGGCCCUGUCUUCUCGACUGGCGGAACCGCCUUUUUGUGGCUGGGCGGUGUACAGCGCCAAGGAUCAACAUCAAAGCAAGCAGCUGUGUACAUGCUUAACUCCGAGCACGUGUUUGAGAAUAGGAAAUUCUUUGGGAAUAGAUUUAGGCAUUUGCUUCAAAAUGAAGCAUGUAGUGAAAUGCCUGUGAAAUGGAGCUCAAGCUUAGUGUCAGCACCAAAUAAUCAAUGAAGUGAAGUGACUGACACAAAGUCACAGAACAAAUAAGUGGCGGUCAGCAUUUGAAUUCAGGGGGGCCUCCCUUUGGCCGCUGGCCCAUGCUAUCUGUCUUUUGAGGUGGCGCGUUUUAUAGGCGCUAUUAUUCAAGACAGACGUGAGUCACUAAACUGCUUCUGAGUGGCAUAUGCAUGCAAUUGCAUGAAGCGCUGGUUAUUUUGCAAUUAUAUAAAAUUGGGUUUGAAAAAGUAGGUGGGUGCAACAAAAACCAAAGAACCGCGCUAGAAGAGGCCAUUAAAAUACUGGGGCUGUCAAGCUACCUGAUCUUUUUGCUCCACUAUGUACCGUGCAGCGGAUGAGAAGUUUUAUGAGCUGCACAUGCACUUUUCUUCAGUAUCUGUGCAGUAGCCACAGCCCCCCAUGGGGUUGGAGAAGAUCAGACCCAGUCACCCCAUGGGGUUGAAGGCGGGAAGGGAGGGGCUCAGACGCGGGCACCCCCUGGGGUUGGAGGCGGGGCUCAGACCCCCGCGGGUGAGCUGUGGCAGUAUCCCGUCCACCUCGCGCCCCACCCUGGGGUUGGCAGUUGGCGAGGCCCGGCCGCCCCCGCGAGUCUCGAGGCCGCGGCGGCGGCUCAGGUUGCUGCGGUGUCACAGGUAAUGACAACGGCUUUGAUUUCACCCUCUUGCCUUCCCUGUUCCCACGUUUUUUGACUGUUCACUAUCAGUGUGACCGCAUGGAGCCAGAUGCUGAGACUAUCAGCGCUCCCAGGCAGCUAGGGAAGUACAGAAUCAAGAGAGGCAUAUACACUGAAGAGCAGUUCCAGAAAAACUAUGAAAGAAACACCCCCUCCCCAAGGAACAGGGACUUCAGAAUCCAAGGAAGGAUCCAGUGCAGAUUCUCCUGGGCAAGAUUCAGGAAGAUUAUUCUCAAGAUGUUUCCUAUCCUGAACUGGUUGUGUGCAUAUCGAGUCAGAGAGUGGUUCCUGAGUGACAUACAUGCAGGCCUAAGUGUGGGGAUGGUCCAGAUUCCGCAAGGACUGUCAGGAGUUUUUUUAACGAGGUUACCAAUACCAAUUGUCAAUGGCUUCUAUUCUGCAUUCUGCUGCUCAUUAACAUAUGUUGUAUUUGGGACUUCGCGCCAUAUCUCCAUUGGUUCAUUCAGCAUUCUGAAUGCAAUGGUGGCAGAUGUUCUGAAGACGCUGAAUUUCCGCCCAAUAUUGACUGCUAAUGGAACCUUUGCCAAUUUCUCAGAUGCAAAUUAUAUGAAGAGUUACAUGGAAGCCUUGACACUUACUGCAUCAACAACAUUUCUGACUGGGAUCAUCCAGUUGCUUUUAGGCUGUUUCUGCUUGGGGUUUGUCACAACCUAUCUGCCAAAGACCCUCAUCGACGCUUACCUCACUGCAGCAGCGCUGCAUGUCAUCGUAUCCCAGUUCUCCUUCAUCUUCGGGAUUGUGAUCAACUUCCAUAUGGGCCCCCUGGCCAUUUUCUAUAACCUGUUUCAUUAUUGCAUGGCUCUCCCAAAGGCUAAUGCCACCAGUAUAUUGCUAUUUUUGGUUGGCCUACUCAUGCUGAGGGUCAGCAAUUGUAUCAAGAUAACUUACAAGCACAGUCCUGUUGCAUUCCCUAUGGAACUUCUCCUGAUUAUUACAAUCACCAUUAUUGCUAACCAUGUUCAUCUGCAUGCCGAAUCCAGUAUGCUUGUGGCCAAAAUGGUUCCACACAGGUUUCUGCCUCCUACGCUGCCAGACUUGUCAAAUUUGAGCAGGAUUGUAGCCCAUGCCUUCUCCCUGGCUAUUGUAAGCUACUUCCUUCUCAUUUUUGUGGGAAAGAGGUACGCUUGUAUUCACAACUACAACAUCUCCAGCAACCAGGAGCUCAUGACUGUGGGGCUAUGCAAUAUCUUCAGCUCAUUUUUCAAAAGCUUUGCUGUCAGCUGUGCUAUUUCUGGGACUGUCAUUCAGGAGAAGACAGGCGGAAAAACACAGUUUGCAGCACUAAUUGGAGCAUCCAUAAUGCUAGUGGUAGUGAUGAAACUAGGACACUUUUUCCAGUCUCUGCCUAAUGCUGUACUAGCUGCGAUUGUAAUGGUCAACAUGUUCCCAUUUCUUGAAAAAUUUAUGGACAUCCCCACCCUGUGGAGACAGGAUAAGUAUCAUUUUGUUAUUUGGAUUGUGACUUUUGCAGCCGUUCUGUGUCUUGGUCUCGAUAUCGGCUUGGUCAUCGCAAUGGGAUUCACCUUCUUCAUCAUCACUGUUAGGUCACACAGAAUGAAGAUUGUGAUGCUGGGCCAGAUUCCAAACACGGAUCUAUACAGAAGUUUAUCUGACUACAAAGCAGCAGCGGAGAUUGAAGGUGUGAAAAUCUUCCAGUGUUGUUCCUCCAUCUCCUUUGCAAAUAUGAGACAUUUCAAAGGCUACUUGUUACAUAAGAUGGAUGUGAAAGCAGUGCCCCUGGAUGAAAAUGAAAUGAGAUCUUUAAUCUCAGUUAGUCUGUCUAGCACUGGAUUGGAGAGAGAGGAUUUGAAGUGUGCCUGUGUUUGUGAUCCACCUGAGCCAUUACCCAGGAUACCCUAUACUGAGAAACUGGUGAAGCGACUUCAUAGCGAUAAUGAGUCUUCAUCGUCUUCCCUGAAUUUGAUACGUUGGUCAAAGUUUGAAAGCAAGCACAGUUCUGGGACUCUCACAACAGGAAUGUCGCAAACACAGCAUGCUCAGUCCACAGCCAUCAGGCUCAGGGCAGCAAGACCUGAGACUGGAAAGAAGAAGGAUGAAGGGAAGAGGACAUGGCAUUCUUCAGACCUUGGAGUAGAUACUUCCACAACUCUAUUGUGCCAAGAACCAGUACAGUUGCAGUCCACGGAGUUUUCAACAUAUCCAGUCCACACUAUUAUUUUAGACUUCAGCAUGGUGCAGUUUGUGGAUUUGCAAGCUUCAGACUUACUGAGGCAGAUGUUCCACAUGUUUCAGAAUAUUGGCAUUUCGGUCCUGAUAGCCGGCUGCCACCUCUCUGUAAUAGCAAUCUUUGAGAAGAAUGAUUUCUUUGAUGACUGCGUCACCAAAGCACAGUUCUUUCUAACGCUGCAUGAUGCUGUGCUGGCCGCUUUAGAACAGAAUCAAAAGCCAGAGACUGUGGAACUCAGCAUUGGAGAGCCUGAACAGGAGUUAGAUGAAGGGCUCACAGAAGAACAGAAGGAGAGAAGUCUGCACUCCGGUAACAACAAAGAUAUUUCCUCUUUAAAGACUACCAGGAGCGAACUCUUAAAUGAAGAACCGAUAUCCGAUCUCUUCCGCACAUAUUCACUCCAGAGUGAAACAGAGAUGAACGUAUUCCAACAGUAUGAUGCUCCACCCCCUGAGCCAGGUGACAGAGAUGAGGAGUGGGAGCAGAAGUGGAAAUAUGCCAGAGAUCCCUGAGAUGCUCAAGAGCUGACAGGGAAUCCUAGUCCAGUAAAUGGGGAGAGGUGCUGAUAUAGCACAGUUCAGGUAGUUCUUGCCUGCAUUUUGGUGGGGUUUUUUGCCUUUGUCUCUUUCAAAGUUAUUGAAGUAGCCAACUAGCCAGUCCAUCCAAUGGUUCUGCUGGUUUAAGGAAACUAGCACAGUUUAUGAAGUUACCCUUCAGGACUUUCAAACAGAGGGAUUAUU
This is a messenger RNA of Chrysemys picta bellii (western painted turtle), 4252 nucleotides long. It is a transcript of the gene SLC26A8, whose product is annotated as solute carrier family 26 member 8. The record is from RefSeq and is a predicted model, not a curated record. Gene Ontology annotation, molecular function: chloride transmembrane transporter activity; bicarbonate transmembrane transporter activity; oxalate transmembrane transporter activity. Gene Ontology annotation, biological process: transmembrane transport. Gene Ontology annotation, cellular component: plasma membrane. NCBI's taxonomy places the organism in Eukaryota, Metazoa, Chordata, Testudines, Emydidae.